AUGGAUGCGUUGACGCGACACAUUCAAGGAGAGGUACCAUGGUGUAUGUUAUUUACAUAUGACAUAGUGCUGAUUGAUGAGACGCGUUGUGGGGUUAAUGCUAGGCUAGAGGUAUGGAGACAUACCCUGGAGUCUGAAGGUUUCAAGUUGAGCAGGACGAUGACAGAGUACUUGGAGUGUAAGUUUAGUAUUGGCGCUCAUGAAGCAGAAGUGGACGUGAAGCUGGAUACACAAGUCAUCCCCAAGAGAGAUAGUUUCAAAUAUCUUGGGUAUGUGAUACAGGGUAACCGGGAAAUCAACGAGAAUGUCGCACACCGUAUUGGAGCCGAAUGUAUGAAAUGGAGGCUCGCUUCUGGUAUUUUGUGUGACUAG
Molecule: messenger RNA, 372 nt
Organism: Nicotiana attenuata
Lineage: Eukaryota; Viridiplantae; Streptophyta; Magnoliopsida; Solanales; Solanaceae
Exons: 1
Coding region: 1-372 (123 amino acids)
Source: RefSeq, a predicted model, not a curated record